AUGGGAGAAGGUACCAUUGAUUUUGUGUACUGUGCUGUGAGUGCUGCUGCAGGGAGCUCAGCAGAGAGCAUGGACCAGCUGGGAACCCACAACCUGAAUGCAGUGACAUAUAAUGAUGUGCAUGUCGAUAUCACUCAGGAAGAGUGGGCAUUGAUGGAUCCUUCACAGAAGAAUCUCUACAAAGAUGUGAUGAUGGAGACCUAUAUGAACCUCACAGCUAUAGGCUACAAUUGGCAACGUUUUGAAGUUGAAGAACAUUGUCAAAGUUCUCAAAAUCAUGCAAGGCAUGAAAAAAGUCAUACUUCAGAGAAAUCACAUGACUAUACUGAUUGUUGUAAAGCCUUUGUAUGUCAUAAUCAUCCUCAACGGCAUGAAAAAACACAUCCUGGACAGAAAUCCUAUGAAUAUACUCAAUAUGGUAAAACCUUUGCACAACACUGUCAUCUUCAAAGGCAUGAAACUACACAUACCGUUAAAAGACUUUAUGAAUGUAGUCAAUGUGGCAAAGCCUUUGCUCAUUGGAUAGUUCUUCAGUUGCAUAGAAGAACACACCUUGGAGAGAAACCCUAUGAAUGUAAACAAUGUGGUAAAGCCUUCACACAGUCCAGUCAUCUUGAAGUACAUAAAAAAACACAUAAUGGAGUGAAACCCUAUGAAUGUAAUCAGUGUGGAAAAGCCUUUGCUCAAAACAGUGCUCUUCAAAGGCAUGAAAGAACACAUACUGGAGAGAAACCCCAUGUAUGUAAUCAGUGUGGUAAAGCCUUUGCUCAACACAAUGCUCUUCAAAGGCAUGAAAGAACACAUACUGGAGAGAAACCCUAUGAAUGUAAUCAGUGUAGUAAAGCUUUUUCUCGUCAUAGUAAUCUUCAAUUGCAUGAAAGAACACAUACAGGAGAGAAACCCUAUGAAUGUAAUCAGUGUGGUAAAGCCUUUGCUCAACACAAUGCUCUUCAAAGGCAUAAAAGAGCACAUACUGGUGAGAAACCCUAUGAAUGCAAUCAGUGUGGUAAAGCCUUUGCUCAUCAUAGUAAUCUUCAAUUGCAUAAAAGAACACAUACGGGAGAGAAACCCUAUGAAUGUAAUCAGUGUGGUAAAGCCUUUGUACAGCCCAGUCAUCUUCAAGUACAUAAAAGAACACAUACUGGAGAGAAACCCUAUGGAUGUUAUCAGUGUGGUAAAGCCUUUGCUCAACACAGUGCUCUUCAAUUGCAUGAAAGAACACAUACUGGUGAGAAACCUUAUGAAUGUAAUCAGUGUGGUAAAGCCUUUCCUGGACACAGUGCUCUUAAAUUGCAUGAAAGAAUACAUACAGGAGAGAAACCUUAUGAAUGUAAACAAUGUGGUAAAGCCUUUGUACAGCCCAGUCAUCUUCAAGUACAUAAGAGAACACAUACAAGAGAGAAACCCUAUGAAUGUAAUCAGUGUGGUAAAGCCUUUGCUAAAAACAGUGCUCUUCAAAGGCAUGAAAGAACACAUACUGGAGAGAAGCCCUAUGAAUGUAAUCAAUGUGGUAAAGCCUUUGCACAGCCUGAUUAUCUUCAAGUACAUAAAAGAAAACAUACAGGAGAGAAACCCUAUGAAUCUAAUCACUGUGGGAAAGACUUUGCUCAUCAUAGUGCUCUUCAUUUGCAUGAAAGAACACAUAUGGGAGAAAAAAACUAUGAAUGA
Molecule: messenger RNA, 1668 nt
Organism: Peromyscus eremicus (cactus mouse)
Lineage: Eukaryota; Metazoa; Chordata; Mammalia; Rodentia; Cricetidae
Product: zinc finger protein 431-like
Exons: 4
Coding region: 1-1668 (555 amino acids)
Biological process (GO): regulation of transcription by RNA polymerase II
Cellular component (GO): nucleus
Molecular function (GO): DNA-binding transcription factor activity, RNA polymerase II-specific; RNA polymerase II transcription regulatory region sequence-specific DNA binding
Source: RefSeq, a predicted model, not a curated record